This is a messenger RNA of Oncorhynchus masou masou (cherry salmon), 2027 nucleotides long. RefSeq names its product EF-hand calcium binding domain 2 (gene drc8). NCBI's taxonomy places the organism in Eukaryota, Metazoa, Chordata, Actinopteri, Salmoniformes, Salmonidae. The transcript has 7 exons. The record is from RefSeq and is a predicted model, not a curated record. Bases 59 to 550 code for a protein of 163 amino acids. Gene Ontology annotation, molecular function: calcium ion binding.
UGGUCCUGCCAAUCAAAAGCUAUAUAUGGUCUCCUGGCAACAACAGUAAACAAAGAAAAUGGCGGAAGACAAGGAAAGCGCAGAGGCCAUAGUAUCGGAGGUCCACAAGAAGAUCCGCGCUGCUUUUGAUGUGUUUGACCACGAGUUUAACAAGACAGUGGAUGUCAGGGAGAUAGGCACUAUCAUCCGCUCCCUCGGCUGCUUCCCUAACGAAGGGGAGCUACAUGACGUCAUAGCAGAGAUUGAGGAGGAGGAGCCAACAGGAUACAUCCGCUUUGAGAAGUUCCUCCCCACCAUGACCAAGGUUCUAAUGGAGCGCAAGUUCCGGCCCAUCCCAGAGGACCUAAUGCUCCAGGCCUUUGAGGUUCUAGAUAAGCAGAAAAAGGGACAUUUGGAACUGGAGGAGCUCACAAAGUACAUGACACAGGAAGGAGAGCCCUUCACCCAGGAAGAGAUGGAGGAGAUGUUGUCAGCUGCAAUGGACCCUGACAAGAACCUCAUCUUCUACAAAGACUUUGUUAGCAUGAUGACCGUGGAUGACCCCAGAUAGACUCUCAAUCACACGCACACACACACUCACACUCACACACUCACAAACACAUACACAUUCUGGGAGUAAUGACAAAUGUAACGUUGUCUUGUGUAAUUGUUAUAUUAUUAUAGUCUAAUACAGAAUAUAAUGUGGUAUUGUAAAUGUUUGCAGUGUCAUAAACAUUUUUGGGCUUAUCGCCCACUGUUGUGCUAGAGGCCUGGCCAACUCCAGUCUUCAGGGGCCUAAUUGGUGUCACACUUUUGCCCCAGCCCCAGCUGACACACCUGACUCCAAUAACCGACUAAUCAUGAACUUCAGAUAAAAAUGCAAUUAGUUUAAAUCAGGUGUGUUUGCUAGGGAUGGGGAGAAGUGUGACACCAAUCAGGCCCCAGAAGACUGGAAUUACCCAGGCCUGUAACUAGACCUGCGUGGCCAGGCCUGUAACUAGACCUGCAUGGCCAGGCCUGUAACUAGACCUGCAUGGCCAGGCCUGUAACUAGACCUGCAUGGCCAGGCCUGUAACUAGACCUGCAUGGCCAGGCCUGUAACUAGACCUGCAUGGCCAGGCCUGUAACUAGACCAUGCAUGGGUUUAUUGCCAAAUAUUCUCCCUCUGUUGUGCUAGGCCAUGCAGUGAAACCAGAUGGCGCUGUGUAUCCAUAAACAACAUGCAACACCACGCUGUAUAAAUCACUGCAGCAAUAUGCUUUCAUUCACGACACCAUCACCACCACACCACCUUAUGUGCAUAAUCAUCGGAAUGUGAAGCACAGAUUAAUUGAUUGAGGAUAUUCAUGAAAAGAACACAAAUUAAAUUGUUGUGUUCGGAGUAAAACCUCUCCAAGGAGUGAUUCAAUAGCUUAUUGCAUAGACAAACCUUGAUUCUGUGGUGGUGGUGAUGAUGAUCCAAUUUUAUUUGUCACACUCGCUGAAUACAACAGGUGUCGAGGUAACUGUGAAAUGCUUACUUUAAGAGCCCUUUCUCAACAAUGCCAAGUUAAAAAGUAUGAAAAGAUGAGCAAAAGAAUAUAGAUAUAUACAGUACCAGUCUCUAGUUUGGACACACCUACUCAUUCAAUGUUUUUCUUUAUUUUUACUAUUUGGCGCAGCGGUCUAAGGCACUGCAUCUCAGUGUUAGAGGCAUCACUACAGACACCCUGGUUCGAAUCCAGGCUGUAUCACAACUGGCCGUGAUUGGGAGUCCCAUAGGGCGGCCCACAAUUGGCCCAGCGCCGUCCGGGUUUGGCCAGUGUAGGCCGUCAUUGUAAAUAAGAAUUUGUUAUUAACUGACUUGCCUAGUUAAAUACAAGUUAAAUAUAUAUAUUUUUGAAACUAUGAAAUAAGUAACCAAAAAAGUGUUUAACAAAUCAAAAUAUAUUUUCUAUUUUAGAUUCUUCAAAGUAGCCACCCUGUGCCUUGAUGACAGCUUGGCACGCUCUUGGCAUUCUCUCAACCAGCUUCACCUAGAAUGCUUUUCCAACAGUAUUAAAGGAGUU